Biomphalaria glabrata is the source of this 1301-nucleotide messenger RNA. RefSeq lists its product as uncharacterized. NCBI's taxonomy places the organism in Eukaryota, Metazoa, Mollusca, Gastropoda, Planorbidae. Gene Ontology annotation, molecular function: RNA polymerase II general transcription initiation factor activity. The record is from RefSeq and is a predicted model, not a curated record. Gene Ontology annotation, cellular component: nuclear body. The transcript has 9 exons. Gene Ontology annotation, biological process: snRNA transcription. Bases 251 to 1228 code for a protein of 325 amino acids.
UAAAUGAUCAGACAUCAUAAGAUGAUAAGACAGAUCCCGAACAACUGAUCAUGAUAGAUCUAAUCUAGCGAUUACUAGAUCUAGGCAAUCUAGCAUCACCUAGGACUAGAAUAUCUAGAUCUUAGAUUUAGAUGAUUUAAUCGUUCUAGGAGUAUACUACUAUAGUAUAACAAAUCAUGGUAUACCCAAAUCAUCUACUAUUCUAGAUUCUAGUCAUUCUAGAUCUAGAUUCCUAGUCAAGUAAAAUAAAAUGAGUUCGGAUGAGAAUCAUAAUGACAAUGAUAAUGAGUUGAAUGAGAACUCAUUGAACUGUGAUGGAAAUUCAUCUACCACAUCUGAGAAAGCGUUCUGCACUUCAAAGACGACAAAGAAGAGAAGGAAAAGAAAAAAUUGCAAAUCAGAUAGCAUUAAUAGUGACAUAAUAGAUAUUUCAGAGCAGCCUUCAAAAAGAAGAAAGCUCAGAUCCGAAACCAGUGGUCGCAAGCUUGGCAGUUGGUUAUAUUCUGAAAAAACAAAGUUGUUAGAAGCUAUAAAGCGCUAUGGUCAAGAUGAUUAUUUUAGGAUUUCCCAGUAUAUUGGAACUAAAUCUGUUCAAGAGGUAGAGUCCAAAAUUGAUGCACUUACUAUAGAAAAAGAUGCCAAAGAAGAAAGGAUCAAGGAAUCUGAAACAGUUUAUUCACCUAUUGAGAUCUGGUCAGAUUUAUUACAAGAUAUUAUGCUUUUGGAAAAAGACUACUCUCAAACAUUGUCAGAGACGCUUGGGCUGAUUACUAGAACUGAACAAUUUAAAGACAGUAAAAUCCCUCGACUGCAGUGGAAGAACAUCUACCAGUACCUUACUGACCUUUUUGCAGAUCGGGUGUCUGUUAAGACUCUUACAGACAUUGAGUCUCUUGUUGUAUUAGACUUGAUGAAUAGUACUCGCAGAACAGUUGAACAAUUGGACAUAACAGAACAAAACAAAGUGCUGAACAUAAAAUUUGAUCUUCUCAAGUUGAAAUACUAUCAGAAAUAUUUAACGCUGUCCAAGGAGAUUGUGGGACCCUUUGAGGCCCAGGCGUUCAAUAAUGAUUUUAGAGAAGUUGAAAGAAUACUCAAGGGAGAGGAAAGUCCAGAAGACCAACAAGAAAAAGCUGAGAGUACUUUUGUGAAACCUAAAUACAUCUCAUUGAAUCCACUGUGUUUAGCAGCUGACAUUGUCCAACUUCCUACAAGGGGAGAUUGUUAAAAUCUCAUUAUUAUGUACAUAACCUUUCUUCUUGUUUUGUUCACCAAUACAGUUUUCAUUUGUUCUUGCACUA